Molecule: messenger RNA, 1605 nt
Organism: Cimex lectularius (bed bug)
Lineage: Eukaryota; Metazoa; Arthropoda; Insecta; Hemiptera; Cimicidae
Gene: spdo
Exons: 5
Coding region: 33-1499 (488 amino acids)
Source: RefSeq, a predicted model, not a curated record
UCGGAGAAGAGAGGGAUGUCGGGAGAGACUCGAUGAAUAAUCGGUUGGAAAUCGGCGGAUUCCAGGCCUAUAACGAGACUUUCGUAGAUGACAACGGACUAGAAAUGUGCAGAGAACCUUACGUCGACAUUAGGGAAGAAACGCUUACGAGGAACGUGCCGAAAUGCAGGAGGUCAAUCGCGAACCCGUCAAUCAGGCACUAUGACUUUGCCAAAAGGGGCCUGGAAUUUCACCAACUGGCAGUCGGCUUCCACAAAGACGGAUACGUCGUUCCUCUCCAAGAUAUUCCGUUCCGUUACGAAUCCGACGGCGAGGCGAGCUGUUCGACGACCCCGAAGAAGGAUUCAACGAGGGAUUGUAACGAUUCCGUUGACGCCCUUUACAGACGCUACGAGGAGAUCGAAUCUGCAAAUGAAGAGUACGUCGAUUAUCCAGAAGACAGGAUGGGAUUCAGAAGCGAUCUUUCUAUUAGGGAGUCGCCUCUUGGCUGUUCCGGCCCUUACAAGACGGAAACGCCGGUCUCUACGCCCAAAAAAUCCGUCUCUUUGAAGCUGACUCCUUCAAAAACCCCGACGAAACUCUCAAGGAGGAACACGGUCGUCCUGGCCCCGAUGAUCGCUCACGUCGAGAAGCAAAGGUCCCUGCAUCGAUCCAGGUCGACCAUCCUAUCCUCGCCAAGGAGGCCCAUCCUCGCCCGGAGCCCUGGCAAAUCGUCGACAAUGCUUCCGACGCACAUAUUCCAACAGGCGCAGCUUCACCGGCAAAACAUCAAUUUGGGGAAGAGCAUGCCUAACGUGGUCGUACCUAGGUAUCACACACCGAUCCGACUACCGUCUUUCAACCAUUUGUUCGAAUCUGAACUGAUAGAUCCAGCACUAGAAAGGAUGAUAUCUCCCAACCGGAAACCAAACACUGCUGUAAUUACACCGAAUAUGAGAAGCAGCAUAGCACCUCUACUUCCAACUACGCCGCCACACGAAACUUCACCUCAGCCUCCAGUCAAAUCGCCUUCUAAUUACUCAAAAGUGAGCUGGGCCACACUACCAACGAUACAUCUUCCAAUUGAAACACUGUGCUUCUUCGGUUUCAUCAUGCUCACUGCUGGUGCAGCGACGACAAUCCUGUGCUUUUAUCUUCUAUCCAUUGCUGGAAAGAGGUAUUUUCUAAACUUCGGUGCUGUGGCUGGUUUUGCCUCUCUAAUUUUAGGUUUGUUGAGUUGUAGAACGAACAAAUGGCGAUGGCUACCGCAUAGAAAUUAUUUGACAGGAUAUAUCUUGCUGGGUACCUUCAGUCUGCUAAAUGCAGCCUGCUUAGGUGGUAUAUUUUACGCGAUUGAGGUCCAGAGCCACGCUUUACUCGACACAUUGGGCGGCGCUGUGUGCGGAGUAUCAGUUCUUCUCAUCAUCGGAUCUGUGAUCGGCAUGAUCACCUCCGGUUGUUGCCAUCGGCCUCCCCCGGACAACAGAGUCGCCCACUGUGUCACGGGGUUCACAGUAUGAAACUUUCCUGCACCAAAGCUAAAUUGAAUUGUGGAUAUAUCAAAAUAUCAAAGAAAAAAUGUGAUAAAAUCUAUUUUAAAAUGUAUAUAGUAGGAGUAAUAUAAAA